Daldinia vernicosa is the source of this 942-nucleotide messenger RNA. RefSeq lists its product as uncharacterized. The record is from RefSeq and is a predicted model, not a curated record. Bases 45 to 782 code for a protein of 245 amino acids. NCBI's taxonomy places the organism in Eukaryota, Fungi, Ascomycota, Sordariomycetes, Xylariales, Hypoxylaceae. The transcript has a single exon.
CCACAAUCCAGACCAUCCAGAACCAACCAGCAAAGAAACAAACAAUGUCCUCGCAAGUACCCACACCUCGACAAUUCCUAACAUCCCUAAUAGAAAGCCUAAACUCAAUCCCUACUCCCACUCCCACUACCCCACAACCUAACACAACAACCGGAACCGGGAACCCGCUGAAGCUCGUCCCGCCGGCGCACCGCCCGCUCCUCACCACUUUAUACGCGCUAUACCCGUUGACUCUCCUACCAGCCUUAGACUUACUAGACAGACGUCUCGCAACGCGCAUCAUCAUCGCGCCGCCCUCCCAUCAUCAACAGGGAGGCGCAACAACAACAACAACACCAGCACCAGCACCACCACAACCCCCCGAAGAAAAGGGGCAGCCACCAAGCCAUCAUCACUCCUUCUACAUAGUCCGCUCCGCGCAACCCCAACACCCCCGGCGCGACACCGCCUCCGCCUCCGCCCCGGGCCCGCGGUACGUCGUGCGCCUCUCAUCCUGGAACUGCAGCUGCGCCGCCUUCGCCUUUGCCGCGUUCCCGCGGGGCGAGGACCGCUACGUCAUUAAUACCGCACCCCGCCAGCCCUCCAAAGACGACGCGCUGGAAUGGCAAUUCGGGGCUCUGAGCCUCGACGGCGUCCAAGGAAGCGGGAUCGCCGGGGUGCCGUGCUGCAAGCACUUGCUGGCGUGCGUGCUGGCUGAGAGGUGGAGUGCUGUGCUUGGUGGGUAUGUGGAUGAGAGGGUUGUUGGGAGGGAGGAGGCUGCGGGUUUGGUGGCGGAUGUAUGAGGAGGUAGGUAGGUGUGUAUGUCGGAAGGAAGGGUCGUUUUAUGACAUGACAUGGUGAAUGAUGAAUGAAGUGACGAGUAUUUUAUCCCUAGGAAGGGCUAUAAUGUAAUAGCGUAUAAACACCGGCAUACAACUAUCGCCUAUGAGGAAGUAAGGCUUA